Messenger RNA from Morone saxatilis (striped sea-bass), 2179 nucleotides. Its product is annotated as E3 ubiquitin-protein ligase RNF31-like. NCBI's taxonomy places the organism in Eukaryota, Metazoa, Chordata, Actinopteri, Moronidae. The record is from RefSeq and is a predicted model, not a curated record. Gene Ontology annotation, biological process: protein linear polyubiquitination. Gene Ontology annotation, cellular component: LUBAC complex. Gene Ontology annotation, molecular function: zinc ion binding; K48-linked polyubiquitin modification-dependent protein binding; ubiquitin protein ligase activity.
CGGUGUGCUGCACCGGGAUUACGCACCGCUCUCCCGUUAUCCUUAUGGUUAUAGGAGCUUUUACAUUAACUGCUGGACACAUACGUUGCUGCUGUAACGCUGACCGUUUUACGUCGGUGUGAAUGAAAUCAGCGUGCUGAGGGAGGACUGUGAGAAGGGGAGCAGCCCCCCGGAUUCACUGAGGAGAAUGCCGUCUCUGUCGGAGCAGCUGCAGGAGGUGCGGAGUCGAGCUGAAGUGUGUCUGUACUCUGGUGGCAGGGUGGUGGAGGUGCGGGCCGGGGUGAUGGCUAUGGCUAAUCUGCCUUUACCGCCCUGCUCCAAAUACCACCACAUCACUGCAGAGACCAUGGUCAUAGAAAACAGCUUUGGAGGCAACAGGAAGGAGACCCUUGCAUCUCUCCAACGAUUGUCUACAGCACUGAACAUCCUGGAAAAGUAUGGCUGUAACUUGACAAAUCCCAACAGGCCAAAGUACUGGAGGACCGUGAAACACAACAAUCCAGUGUUCAGGGCCACCGUUGAUGCUAUUCAGGGAGGACGAGCAGUGCUCUGUCUCUAUGGUUACUCCAAUCAGCAGCUAGAUGGGCUCAGUUUCCCUGAUGAUGUCAUGGAUCCUGAUGUGGGCCGAGUAGCAGCAGUAACGCUGGAAGUGAUGAGCCUGAGGAUGGAACUAGAAAUGCUUAUUAAGGAGGCUCAUCCCCACCCUGAGUUCUAUGAGAGAAUCAUUCCUACUCUAAGACACAAGGAUGUAGGUCUCAACACCGACGCUGUGGUCUACCACUCCUCUUCCAGUUCGUGUCAUUCAGACGGUCAGACCAAGUCUUUAGCUUUCCCCCUCCACCAUCGCCCCUCCAGGGAGAGCAGCCACGGUCACUCCCUGUUCGCCCACCACCAAAGUCUCAGGUCCAUUCAGGUCUUUUCCACCUCCUCAAAGAAACACCCAGAGAACUGCACUAUCUGUGAAAUAUUCCGAAUCUCUGCCCACUGCCUCACCUGCCUGCAGGGGCUCUGCUCAGAAUGUGACAGACUGUACCACUCCUACCCUGAGAGGGCCAACCACCGCCGCACAGCUGUCACAUCAUCAUCGUCGUCAUCAUCUCAAAACAGGAACAGUAACAGUUCUUCCACCUGGCGUUGCCUUCACUGCACUAAAGUCAACUCUGUCCAGGAUGUGGUCUGUGAGGAGUGUGAGCGCCCCCGCAUGGAAUCAAUCAGCUCUAAAGCAGAUGAAUCUCAGUCAGCAACCAUCUCUGAGUGGCAGUGUAAGAGCUGUACUGUGGUGAAUUCAGCCAGCAGUAUUCUGUGCGAGGUGUGCGAGAGACCUCGUUUGGCCACACGACCUCCAGUGACCCCGUCACACCCACCCAUGAACCCCCCCAGACCACCAGCUCCAGUGCUGGGCAUGCCCGGUGACCCUGACAGCCAGUGGGUGUGUCAAUUCUGCACCUAUCUGAACUACGCUCCUGCUACAGUGUGUGAGAUGUGUGACCUGGCUCGCCCAGAGCCUGCACCCCUACCUGCGAAGCUUCGCCCUCCCUCGCCCGUCAGACGUGUCCCUGCCCUACCAAUCAAAUCCAAAGAGCCCCCCUCUGAAGACCUGGACUCCUGUAGGCAGAGACUGAUGAAGGAGGAGGGGCUGAAGCUGAUUCAGCUGAUUAGAGAUGGGGAGAAGAAAGGAAUGAGUCCAGAGGAGGUGUACACAAGCAUGAGGGUAGCUGGGGACAGCAACAUCCUGCCCUGCAAGUGGUUAAAGACAGAGCUUCCGCUGCUGUUAGACCAGAUCAGGAUACAUGUGGCGACAUCCUCCGUUCAGUCUGUUUCUGACAAGACUACAACAGAGCACACAAACAGGUCAUGUGAAGCUCCUGCUGAGGAUGCUGGGACAGAAAGCGUGGUCCAGUUGUCCAGAGCAGAGGUCAAGCAAGCGUGGCUGACAACAGGGGGUGACACAGAGAGAGCUGCCAGACAAGCUCUGAGAGACAGACUCGCCAAGGUGAAGAAGCUGCAUGCGCUGGGCUUCAGCGAUGAGGCUCGCUGUCAUGAGGUUUUGAGGCAGAGUGGUGGUGAGGUGAGAGGCGGCCUGACCCUGCUGCAGCGACCCCUUCUAGAAGCCUUCCACAAGCGCAUUUGGAGUGACAAGCCCGAGCCUCCUGUAGACAUCCAUCACCCCGACAAACAG